Schistosoma haematobium is the source of this 2630-nucleotide messenger RNA. RefSeq names its product Glutamine--fructose-6-phosphate aminotransferase [isomerizing] 2 (gene GFPT2). The coding region runs from base 37 to 2142 and encodes 701 amino acids. The transcript has 16 exons. Gene Ontology annotation, biological process: fructose 6-phosphate metabolic process; protein N-linked glycosylation; carbohydrate derivative biosynthetic process. The record is from RefSeq and is a predicted model, not a curated record. Gene Ontology annotation, molecular function: carbohydrate derivative binding; L-glutamine:D-fructose-6-phosphate transaminase (isomerizing) activity. NCBI's taxonomy places the organism in Eukaryota, Metazoa, Platyhelminthes, Trematoda, Strigeidida, Schistosomatidae.
GCUUUAUUUCGUUUGUCGUUACGUUUUCACCGUAGGAUGUGUGGAAUAUUUGCGUACCUAAAUUAUCAAGUUCCGGUUACACGUCAAGUCAUCGUAAACACUUUGCUCAAUGGCUUACAUCGAUUAGAAUAUCGUGGUUAUGAUUCUGCAGGACUAGCAGUCGACGCCGUUUGCUCAGAACAGAAUGACUUAUUUAAUAAUGAUGGGUCUCACAAAACGUUUACUCGAGUUGUUCGUUGUAAAGGAAAAGUAGCAUCACUGGGACAAGCUGUUAAAGAGUUUCUAACCGAUCAUGACUUUCCAAAUGAACUAAUCACAACACAUGUUGGCAUAGCGCAUACUCGAUGGGCAACUCAUGGGGAGCCAAAUGAAGUAAAUGCUCAUCCCCAACGUUCUGGUCCUGACAACGGGUUCGUUGUAGUGCACAAUGGUAUUAUAACCAACCACGUAGAUCUUAGGGCAUUACUGAGUCGUCGCGGUUAUAUAUUUGAAUCUGAAACAGAUACAGAAGUGAUUCCAAAAUUUAUGCAAAUGAUUUAUGAUUCACAUAAAGAAAAUCCUAUUACCUUUUUAGAAGUUGUUGAAUUGGUUGCUCAGCAACUGGAAGGAUCGUUUGCAUUGGCAUCCAAAAGUUGUUACUACCCUGGUGAAUGUGUUGUGGCAAGGCGGGGUUCACCAAUGUUGGUUGGAAUUAAAAGUCCGCAUGAAUUGACAAUGAAUCAUAUACCAGUGUUUUAUAAACCGAAUAGUUCUAACACUAAAUAUAAUAUUCGACCGUUAUCCAAUGAUGGGCACGUUGAUUUAGGAGAUUCAUCAAUGGAACAGGUGACACAUUUUUUGAGUGGCGCGGAUGGUCAUCGAGAAAUCGAGUUUUUCUUUGCAAGUUGUGCAAGUGCAUUAAUUGAACAUACUGACAAAGUUAUUUUUCUAGAAGAUGAUGAUGUAGCGGCUGUUCGUAAUGGUCAACUGACAAUUCAUCGUUUAUCAAGAAGUGCAUCAGCGACACGUGAAGUUGUUACCUUACAAAUGGAAUUGCAACAGAUUAUGAAAGGCAAUUAUGAUUAUUUUAUGCAAAAAGAAAUUUUUGAACAACCAGAAUCGGUGUUGAAUACAAUGAGAGGUCGAAUAAAAUUCGAUAUGAAUACUGUGAAAUUAGGUGGUCUCGCUGAACAUCUAAGUGCAAUACGUCGUUGUCGUCGACUCAUAUUCAUUGGCUGUGGAACUAGUUAUCAUAGCGCAGUUGCAACUCGUGCACUCAUUGAAGAAAUGUCUGAACUACCAGUUAUGGUUGAAUUAGCUAGUGAUUUGUUAGAUCGUAAAACCCCAAUAUUUCGUGAUGAUGUUUGUGUAUUUAUAAGUCAGUCAGGUGAAACAGCAGACACUUUGUUAGCUAUGCGUUAUUGUAUCAAACGUGGAGCACUUGCUCUUGGUAUCACAAACACUGUCGGUUCAUCAAUAUCACGCGAAUCACAUUGUGGAGUACAUAUCAAUGCUGGACCUGAAAUUGGAGUGGCUAGUACUAAGGCCUAUACAAGUCAAUUAAUUGCCCUGGUAAUGUUUGCUUUAGUCUUAUCUGAAGAUCGCAUCUCUAUUCAACCAAAGCGUAUUGCAAUUAUUGAAGCACUAUCUAAGUUGUCUGAUCAGAUACGUUCCAUAUUAAAGUUAGAUUCGUCAUUACAAGAAUUGGCUAAAACAAUUUAUAUGAAAAAGAGCAUUUUGGUCAUGGGUCGUGGUUAUAACUAUGCUACUUGCCUGGAAGGCGCAUUGAAAUUAAAAGAAUUAACUUAUAUGCAUGCAGAAGGUAUUAUGUCUGGUGAAUUGAAACAUGGUCCAUUAGCAAUGAUUGAUAGUGAAAGCACUAUUAUAAUGAUUAUAACACGUGAUCGUUUAUAUAAAAAAACAUUGAAUGCAUUGUCAGAAAUCAGAGCACGUAAGGGUCAUCCGAUUGUUAUUUGUAAUGAAGGUGAUUCACAAGUUAUGGCAGAUGCAUCAUAUGCUAUUCAAAUACCUGAAACAGUUGAUUGUUUACAAAGUGUACUAGCAGUUAUUCCAUUGCAGUUGAUUUCAUUUCAUAUUGCAGUACAACGUGGAUUAGAUGUUGAUUGCCCUCGAAAUUUGGCGAAAUCUGUAACAGUUGAAUAAUUGAUUAUUCGUUUGCAUAUCAAAUCAUCUCAUUGAACUUUUAUUACCUUAUAAACAGCAAUUUGAUAAUUUAUUAACUAGGUCUAUAAUUAUUCUUUAAUACAAUGUCAAAUUUUGUCGUCACAUGGACACAUUCUCAUUUUAUGCUCUUAAUAUAAUUAUAUUUUCAAUGUUUUAUAAAUUGUCUUUCGACUUUCCUCUACUAUGAAUUUUAUUUCAGUUACACUAAUUGAUGGAUAUUUAUGAAAUGUUAAACACCAUAAAUUAGUUGCUUAUUUUUUUUAAAAUUUUAUUGGUUAACGUAUUGAUUCUAGUAUACACACACAAAAAAAUGGGCUUUCGUAUUUUAAAACUUUGUUAUAUUCAAGUUCUUCAUUUUCAUUAUAUUUUCUUGUUGUUGUCAAGGUUUUUUUUGUUUGUUUGUUAUCACUAAGGUAUAUCGCUAUUUGUUUUUAAAUUAAAAAAAAACAAGCGUUGUGAUCGGUUUC